CAGGGAGAGAGGAGCGAAGAGAGCAAAAGGCAGCAAGAGAACCGGGCCUCCUGCAUACCCUCAGCUUCCACUUGCCAGUUCUUCACUGUGCAGUGGCAGCGUGUGGGCGUACAUACAAACACAGGUUUUGGAGACCUCUUCUGCAUCACACCUCUAUUCUAAUAAUCCUCUGAGUGUCAUCUCAGGACCUUGGUCACACUCAUGGCACGAUGGCCAACCCUCAGGAGCACCUGAGCUGCUCCUCUUCUCCACAUUUACCCUUGAGUGAAAACAAAACCUUCAGUGGACUGCAGGAUGAGCUUGCAGCUAUGGGGAACCACCCUCCACCCAAGCUCCUUGAGGACCAGCAGGAAAGGGGGGUUGUGCGAACAGAGCUAAUUGAGAACAUGAACAGCCCUGUCACCACAACAGUGUUGACCAGUGUGAGUGAGGAUUCCAGGGACCAGUUUGAGAACAGUGUUCUUCAGCUAAGGGAACAAGAUGAAUCAGAGAUGGCUGUGUCUCAUGGGAACAGUGGCACUGUGGAUGGGGAGAACACGAGUGGAACUGAAGACAUCAAGAUUCAGUUCAGCAGGUCGGGCAGCGGCAGUGGGGGGUUUCUUGAAGGCCUGUUUGGAUGCUUAAGGCCUGUAUGGAACAUCAUUGGGAAGGCCUACUCCACUGAUUACAAAUUGCAGCAGCAAGAUACUUGGGAAGUGCCAUUUGAGGAGAUCUCAGAGCUGCAGUGGCUGGGUAGUGGAGCCCAGGGAGCUGUCUUCUUGGGCAAAUUCCGAGCAGAGGAAGUGGCCAUCAAGAAAGUGAGAGAACAGAAUGAGACGGAUAUCAAGCACUUGAGGAAGUUGAAGCACCCUAACAUCAUCGCAUUCAAGGGUGUUUGUACUCAGGCCCCAUGUUAUUGUAUCAUCAUGGAAUACUGUGCCCACGGACAACUUUAUGAAGUCUUGCGAGCUGGCAGGAAGAUCACACCUCGAUUACUAGUAGACUGGUCCACAGGAAUUGCAAGUGGAAUGAAUUAUUUGCACCUCCAUAAAAUUAUUCAUCGUGAUCUCAAAUCACCUAAUGUUUUAGUGACUCACACAGAUGCAGUAAAAAUUUCAGAUUUUGGUACAUCUAAGGAACUCAGCGAUAAAAGUACCAAGAUGUCUUUUGCUGGCACAGUUGCAUGGAUGGCACCAGAAGUGAUACGGAAUGAACCUGUCUCUGAAAAAGUUGAUAUAUGGUCUUUUGGAGUGGUGCUUUGGGAGCUGCUGACAGGAGAGAUCCCCUACAAAGAUGUAGAUUCAUCAGCCAUUAUUUGGGGUGUUGGAAGCAACAGCCUACACCUUCCAGUUCCUUCUACUUGCCCUGAUGGAUUCAAAAUCCUUAUGAAACAGACAUGGCAAAGUAAGCCUCGGAAUCGACCUUCUUUUCGGCAGACACUCAUGCAUUUAGAUAUCGCAUCUGCAGAUGUACUUGCCACCCCACAGGAAACUUACUUCAAGUCUCAGGCUGAAUGGAGAGAAGAAGUGAAAAAACACUUUGAGAAGAUCAAAAGUGAAGGAACUUGUAUACACCGAUUAGAUGAAGAGUUGAUUCGGAGGCGCAGAGAAGAGCUCAGACAUGCUUUGGAUAUUCGUGAACAUUAUGAAAGAAAACUUGAGCGAGCUAAUAAUUUAUACAUGGAACUGAGUGCCAUCAUGCUGCAGCUGGAAAUGCGGGAGAAGGAGCUCAUUAAGCGAGAACAAGCCGUAGAAAAGAAGUAUCCAGGGACCUACAAACGACACCCUGUCCGUCCAAUAAUCCACCCCAAUGCCAUGGAGAAACUCAUGAAAAGGAAGGGUGUGCCCCACAAACCUGGGGUGCAGACCAAGCGGCCAGAUCUGUUGAGAUCAGAAGGUAUCCCCAGUACAGAGGUGGCUCCCACUGCAUCCCUUUUGUCUGGAAGUCCCAAAAUGUCCACCUCAAGCAGCAAGAGCCGAUAUCGGAGCAAACCACGCCACCGCCGGGGGAAUAGUAGAGGCAGCCAUAGUGACUUUGCAGCAAUCUUGAAAAACCAACCAACCCAGGAAAAUUCACCCCAUCCCUCUUACCUCCAUCAGGCUCCAUCCCAGCACCCUUCUCUCCAUCACCAUCACCCUCUGCAGCAACAAUACCAGCAACCCCCUCCUGCCCUGUCUCAGAGUCACCAUUCCAGACUCGGGAUGCACGGACAGGACAUUGCAACCUGCGCCAACAACCUGAGGUAUUUUGGCCCAGCAGCAGCCCUGCGGAGCCCCCUCAGCAACCAUGCUCAAAGACAGAUGCCUGGCUCUAGCCCUGACCUCAUCUCCACAGCCAUGGCAGCAGAUUGCCGGAGAAGUCCUGAGCCUGACCAAGGCCAGGCUGGCCCCUGGGGCUGCUGUCAGGCUGACCCUUAUGACCCCUGCCUCCAAUGCAGGCCAGAACAGUGUGGGUCCUUAGAUGUACCCACCACGGGGCCAGUGGGGAGGAGCCCCAACCUUUCCAAGUCACCAGCACAUGAUCCCCUCUCAGAAAAUGCCCAGGGUUCUGCGAAAAUGGAAGAAAAUGAAUUCAACAGCUGUGGGUCUGCAUCAUCCCUUGGCACCCCUCACCAUAUCACCCCCCCAGUGCUACCUCGAAAAACAAGGCCUCUUCAGAAGAGUGGAGAUGAUUCCUCCGAAGAAGAGGAAGGGGAAGUAGAUAGUGAAGUUGAAUUUCCACGAAGACAGAGGCCCCAUCGCUGCAUUAGCAGCUGCCAGUCAUAUUCCACCUUUAGCUCUGAGAAUUUCUCUGUGUCUGACGGAGAGGAGGGAAACACUAGCGACCACUCAAACAGUCCUGAUGAGUUAGCUGAUAAACUUGAAGACCACCUGGCAGAGAAGCUGGACGAUCUGCUAUCCCAGACGCCGGAGAUCCCCAUUGAGAUAUCCUCCCACUCGGAUGGGCUCUCCGACAAGGAGUGUGCUGUGCGCCGUGUGAAGACGCAGAUGUCCCUGGGCAAGCUAUGUGUGGAGGAGCGUGGCUACGAGAACCCUCUGCAGUUCGAAGACUCAGACUGUGACUCUUCAGAUGGGGAGUGUUCUGAUGCCACAGUUAGGACCAAUAAACACUACAGCUCUGCUACCUGGUAAUGAAGGAACACCCAUCCUGAAGAUCUCAUGAUGUGCUGGUGUUUCAGAUCCUCCACACCCCUAGAUUCCUCCCUUUCUCUUUCUGCUUUUUGUCUGGGAAGAGAACUGCCCCAUUUGUACUACCCCUAGAAAUGAGCUGCAAUAACAGGAACAUGAGACUUUGCAAAUCUCUGGAAAAAAAUAUCCAAAUGAAAUUAAGUCUCACUGAACAUUUCAAUCAAGAAUGGCAGGGAUCUAUUUUAUUGAAUAUUCUAGCUACUGUAAUAUUGAUAUUUAUUUUUGUUGAACAUUUUAACACUUUGUACUGUAAAGAGUGAACUAUAUAUGAUAUAGAGAGAGACAAUAAUUUCUUGCAAAAAACAGAGAAAGAAAAGAAAAAGAAAGAAGAGGACUUUAAGAGCAACAUACUUGGGACUAUUUGGGGCCAGGAGGUAUUAUUGCUGCUUGAACAGGGGACCAGGUCUUUUGGCCAUAAGUGAGUGAAGAGCCCGAGCAAGACAUAUUGAGCAUUUUAGAACACAAAGAACAGCAAAGGAAAGCGCAAUUCCAGGUAACCUGUGAACACACCACAUUAAGUUCAACCAGCUUGUCCAGGUGGGUGAUGGAAAUGACCUAGAAAAGUUGGGUGACCAGAGAUAUUAAAGGCAUGUGCUUCCUCUAGGAGGAGAUAAACAAACAAAACUGUACAUGGAAACUGACUUCAUUUUUUUAAACUUUAAGCAGCAUUUGGUAGUGAGGCUUACAGAUAGCAUCACACCUUGUCCCUGGCAAAUACUUCCCUUUUUAAUACUGUCAUUGUCAUUACCUUGGCAAAUGUAUUACCUUGACCAAUGUGUUGAUCUUUCAGACUCAAGUGCCAUUUUCCUAUAGCUUUUUUCCUUUCUACCUGUUGACCACUUCCUUUAGGAAAAAGGGAGGAGUUGCUGAGGAGAACAGGAUGAGAGAGAAAGAACAUUUACAGCAAUGUUAGGAAAGCAGAUGUGGAAUCUAUGAAAGCAUGUUCUCAGGAUGGUCAGUUCAGCUCUAUGGAGAAGAUGGAACCACCCCUCUCUAGAACCAGGUGGUUUGUCUGCUAGAAUCAUAUUGAUUCAAACAGGAGAAUAGACUUUGAAGGCAGCUAGGAUGUGUGUGUGUGUGUGUGUGUGUGUGUGUGUGUGUGUGUGUGUUUCUGUCUGUCCAGUGUCCAAUCCCAAACCAUCCCCUUGUUUUUAUUCAUUAACCCAUUCUAUCCUGGAAGCUUUAGUAACUGGCCGUCAUUGGUAGAAUAAAGGUAAAAUAAGCAACUUGCAAAAAGCAACCCCUUUUCUACCACAGUAGCAUUUUUGUUACAUGCUACUUGUAAAAUAUAUUUUACUUCACGCUAAAUCAGUGCAGUUUUGAUUAAUUGAAUUUGGAAAUUCAUGGAAAGAACAACUGAUUUUGAGCAGGGAAUUGGAAAGAUUUUUACAUUAUCAAAAGCUUGAGGUUUUUCCUGUCUCCAGGGACAUGGGUUCUGAAAAGCAUCAAAAGGUACUUCAUAGUACCUUGGCUUUAAGGAAAUUUUUAUCUAGAAUUUUAUAUACAAAUAAAUGUUGACCUAAUUCCUGUCUCUGACUCCAAGAAAGCUUACACUUGCUCUAGACCCUCUGAUAGUGUCAUGUUGGAUGUUAGGAAAGACUUGCAAAUACUAAACCAUUUCCAAUGCAGAAGAAAAUGGUACCCUCCUCUGGGUUCCAGUGAUUGCAUCAGCCAAAAAUGAAAGGCAGGAGGGAAUUUAGAGCAGUUCCUUUUGUUUGUUUGAUCCCUCCAUUUGUUUACACUUUAUGUUGAGAAACUGAUUUAAAAUUUAGUAUCUAUAAUUUAUAGUUCUUCAGUAGGAUGAAAGAAAAUGUUUAACUUAUACAGAAAGCAGUAUUGUUUGCAUUAAAUUAUUCCAUUUUGUAUAAAUUCUGUAGCUGGACUACAUGAAAGAUCUUAAGUUAUGGCAUUAUUAUCAUUGUUAUUUUAUUUUAUAAUAUUAUCAUUCUCAUUUUCUGUUGAUCAGAAGGUGCAGUUUAUGAUGUAGCACAAUGAUUGUGUUUAUUGCUAACCAUGAAUCACUAUGGAUUUUAUGAUUUUAAUGAUGGUGUGAACAUGGGACUGCCACUUAGGAGCUCCCUGGUACUCACCAUAGUUGUGUCCCUAAUUUUCUGUGUACAAGGAUCUUCUGAAGAUGCACAUUCUGCCCCAAAGCUAAAUGGACACAGUGUGGUUUUGACUCCAUCGUGAAAGUUCCUGGCAGGCAGAUGACAGAGGGUGGACGAAUUGUGCAAAACUGUAAACUUUCUCAAAUUUCUUAAGAAAUAAAAUCAUGGGACUGCAUUAGAAGCAAAAAGAAUUAUUUAAUGCCCCCAAGAGGAACAAACCUAAAAAGUUCGUGGGACUCAUGGAUUAAUUUCAAGAAUCGACAACAUGGUUUGUAAUCUCCUUCCUGCCAGAGCCCACAAAACCAACCUUCUCUCCUAAAUGGGAGUAGCAGGAAGACUAAAAGAAGAAAUAUAUAUUUAUAUUUCCUAGUCAUGAUGUCAUCCCAUAAUGAAACUAAAGAAAUUCAAGGAGGCCAAGUCACAUAGAGGAUAUGGGGCUUAGAAAAGUACCCUGAAAGAUGCUAUUUUGCAUUCUCUGACUUCAGAUUCCCCUGCACUUUGAAUCUUUGUGGUUCAUUGCUCCUUGGAAUGAAGGAUGCUACAACAGUAUCCUGCUUCUGUUCAACAAAUAUAUCCACACUUGUUUGUUCAGGUUUUUACCCACUUUUAGUGGCAACAGAGAAAUAUGAAGGUCAACAUUUGUCUUACACCUUUCAGUGAUGGUCUUCCUGAAAAUUCACCCCUGAUGCCUCAUAAUUUUGAGCAAUUUUUUGAAUUCUUUUCUUGUCAUACUAAUACCAACUUAUCUUGAUUUACUAUUAUGAGCAUGUUAGGGAAGUAGAUAGCCUUGAAUCUUCAGACAUUCACUAGUCAAGAUUUUAAUAAAGUCCUCAUUGAAUAUCUUUUGAGUAGAAUUGACUAGAGGUUUCAGAAAAGAAUGGUGUCCUUAGUCAAGGUUAAAAGGGAGGGCGGGGAUGUAGCUCAGUAGUAGAACACUUGCCCAACAGAUGUGAUGUCCUAAAUUCAAUCCCUAGCACCUCAAAAAAAGAAAAGUUAAAAGGGAAUUGCCUUCUUUAUCCCAGCCUUGUCCUUCAUUGCCUGACUUGUGAAAAUCUUGAAUUGAUGUUUCCUUGAGAACAGCUCCAUAGUCGUUGGAAGAGAGUUGAAUCAACAGCUUAUUCUUUGGUCCUAUCAGCCUGAGUUGGGCUUCAAGGAACCUCAUGGGACUAUGACUUCAAGCUUCCUCACAACUGAAAGUUUAACCCCCUUGGGCGGGGUUGAGGAUCCAUGUUCAGCUCACUUCAAGAUGAGUUUCAAUUUAUAUUGCAGAUGAGCAUUUGGUUUUAAUUUCCAUUUUUUUUUUCUAGAUCAAGUCCUCAAAUACCAAUUUCUCUUAAAAUUGGUUAGCAGAAGGACUGAGUAGCCCAUAUCCACUUUGAAAUUAUAGUGGAUCUUACAACCAUUCAAGUUUAGACCUGUUUGUAAGACUGUGGGGAGCUCCCACCCAGAAACUGAAGAUGCUAUCUCACUGUCUUAAGCUGAUUUGGGAUGCCCUACUUGAAGUUCAAAUACUUUAAAACUUUAGUGUCAACAAAUUCAUCCUUCUAGGAUUGAGAUCAUUUUUAGUAGGAUUUAAUAAGUUCUGGACAUUUACGUCAGGUCUUUUUGUGCUAAGUUGUUCUUCUGUCUUACCCUAAAUGUGAUGGUUUUGGAUUUCCCUGGCAGUAGCCUAUCAGAUUUAAAUGCCCUCCUCCAUCAUGGGGCACUGGCACCCUCUUUGUGAAUGCAUUCUCAUUGAUCAGAUGCUUUACUUUUUUUUCUUCAUGCCUUUAUGUCUCAAUUUUUCCUUAAAACAUUCCUACUUGAACUUCCAAGAACUUCAUUCUCCAGAACAGAACAGAAUAUUUGGAAUCCAAGGCAUUCCUGUCCUGCUGCACAGAACAGUGUGGUACAUCUCGUUUUCCCACUAACCCAGAUACCAGAACACCACCAUAUACCACCAUCCUCCACCUCCAUCCUAAAUACUGAAGACCAGCAUUACUUAAGGAGCACCAUGUUCUUUCCUACUAAGUCUAGCUAUAGUCUCAAAACCACUCACAACACAGCACUUGGAGCAACAAUUACCACUAGAUUGGAACUGGUGUACAAAGGGAAAUUUGUUUACUAUCCCAGCUUUAAACUCAUCAUUAUUUCUGAAAGGUGGUUUGAGCUCUUGAGUUUGCCCUGAUGGAAGAACAGGUUUACAUCAGUGUUUUCUUUCUGGAUCCCACCUGAGGCGGGCAGGAACAGUACCAAGAUGGGGAAAAUGCCACUCACUUCUAUUCACUGCCCUUUUGGACCAUAAUUCCACUUGAAUAUUCACCAAUCACUGAUGCAUCAACUUCCAAAUGUCUCUUCAAUCAUUUAAUUAUUGAAUGAACAUGUUCCUCCUUCACCUUCUAUAAACAGGAAGUUAAUGUUCUAAGUCCUGGUUACUUGCUUCCUUCCAAGAUACCAUGAGACUAACGUGACAUUCUUUUCAAGACAUGUCUUGUACUGUCAGUAUGAAUUUAGUGCCUUUCCAGGCAGCAAGGUUUUUCUUUGCUGAUUUCAUAGAACAAAUGUCACACCACCAAUGUUUCCCACCUUAGAGAUCGGCCCAUUAGAAUCACUAGUCUGCUUAUUUGCAUGUUACAACUGAUACUGCAAAUUGGAAUGGAUGACGCUGCUAAGUGGAGGACGCUUGUGGAACCUGGAGUAUUUCUCAGGGACAGGUGGCAGAAAAGGGGAGCUCUGAAAUUGCAGCUCUGAGAAGCAGAAAAAGGAAUUGGCUUAAGGCUUUGGUUAACCAUUAUGUGGCCAAGGCAUGAUGGCAGGAUUUCACACAAAGCCAACCCCCAAACAGAUGGCAAGGCCACUAUCAGGAAGCUUCCAGCAGAAUCACAGGCCUGCCCAGAGCCACUUCACAGCACUCAGGGGAUCACUGGCUCCUGGCCUCAGGCUGCUGUCCAGUGACCAUGGUCCUCCGAUGGUUGCAAGCCAGAGGGAACCCCAGCCAGGACAUGCAAGCUGUUAGGGAGAUGUCCCAUCGACCAUAUCACCCCAGUGGCUCUCCACCUCCAGAGUAACUACAUCCCAGACUCUGGAAGUAGGAAGAUUCCUUAUUACGAUAAUUUGAAUUACUUCUAUUUUGGAGUAAAUGAAUUUUUUGUGGUUGGAUCUCAAAAUGAAUUCCCUCAUCUGUCUCCCCUGCGGUCACCUGCACUGUCCAUUCCCCUGCUCCCUGUGUUGUUUUCUGAUGCUGGCUCCCUCUUUGUAUUGAACAGCAAUGGAACAAGAAUGACUAUCAAAGCAAACAAAUGCAUGAAAUUAAACAAAAAGUAUACUUCACUGUUUUCUGGUCCUUUCUUUUCCUAAAGGUACUGUUUGUAUCCUAUGAGUUGUCUUAACAAAUGUCUCAGUAUUUGUCAGAACCUCUGAAAAUAAAAGACUUUACAUGAAUAGGUUUUCUGCAGCCAAGAAAAAUAGAUGGGGAAAAGUCAGUUUCUGUGAUUCUUGGGUUUCAGUAACAAGCACAAAAGGAGGAUAUAGCCAUCAUUUUUGCUAUUCUCUUCUUGAGUUUUCUGUAAAAGCCUAGACAGGCACUCUGCUUCUUGCCUGUGCUAUUCUGCUGCUCCACCUGCAGGGUCUUCGGUUACUAGUGACCCUACUAUAACAUGAGUGGAGAAAGGAAAACGGGAAUCUGGAAUCAUUUUGGUGCAAGGCCUGGUGAUACUGGAAAGCUAAACACCAUUUGGGAACACCCAAUUCCCACUGGUAAAGGCAGUUAAAAGCAACAUGUAUAACAAAGAUUUAAGUCCAUUUAUUUAUUACAGAACAUUUAUAUCCAUUUAUUUGGUAAAUCACUUUACUUGUAAACUCAUAAGUACUUUACUUGUAAACUGAUAAGGCACAUUGUUGCAAAAUCAUGCAGGAAGGAGACAGAUGGAAAGAGGCAAAGAUCUGAAAAGGGGCAAAGAGUACAUGUUUGCAACAGUGUGGAAAACGUCCUGGCUCUCCCCUCCCUCUAUUCCCCAACACUAAAAGCCACUGAUUACAAAGUCCAGAUAGGCCUCCUCCUCACCUCAACUCAUUUUCAAGCCUUUUUUUAAAAAAAGAAACACAUUCUUGAAAGUGAAGUCUUUGCUGUGAAAAAAUCAUACCAUGUCCAAAAAACACCACUUGGGAAUCCAUUCUUCCUAUGGAAUGUAAGUUCCAAAGAAUUCAUAUAGAAAAAGAGGCUCAGAUGAAAGCCUUGGCAAGAUUCUUAGCCAAUCCAAAUUAAAAAAAAAAAAAAAAAACAAAACAAUGGAUGAUGCCCAAGAGUAGCAAUUCUGAUAAAUUAUGAUGAGGA
This is a messenger RNA of Sciurus carolinensis (gray squirrel), 9587 nucleotides long. RefSeq names its product mitogen-activated protein kinase kinase kinase 13 (gene Map3k13). Gene Ontology annotation, molecular function: ATP binding; JUN kinase kinase kinase activity; protein homodimerization activity. Lineage: Eukaryota; Metazoa; Chordata; Mammalia; Rodentia; Sciuridae. The record is from RefSeq and is a predicted model, not a curated record. Bases 210 to 3110 code for a protein of 966 amino acids. Gene Ontology annotation, biological process: JNK cascade; protein autophosphorylation. The transcript has 14 exons.